AAUGGUAACUUUUUAACAAUCUCAAAAUGCGUUGUCAAAUAACACAACCUAAUUCCGUAGUUUUAGAAGUGGAUGUGGACCCUAAAUCGAAUGGACAAGAAGUACUCGAAAAGGUUUGCCAGCAACUGGGUAUUGUGGAGCAAGACUACUUCGGACUCCAGUUUCAUGGUGCUAAAGGAGAGCUGUUAUGGCUAAACGGCAGAAAUCCCAUUUGUAAACAAGUGACUGGACCGGUCCCAUACAGGUUCCAGCUGCGUGUCAAGUUUUAUGUCCAGCCUCACCUUCUUCUCCAGGAAGAAUGCAGGCACCUGUUCUACCAACAAGUAAUACAGGAAUUGAGGUGUGGAAAGCUCCAGAUAACAGACGAGGCCCAAUUGGUGCGAAUUGUUUCCCUUUGUGCCCAGAUAGAGUUGGGAGACCAGACAGACAAUCCCAUGUUACUGCAGUUGUAUGAGAAAAUUCUUGAGGGCUUGACCCCUGACCUUUCUAGUGACCUGGUCAGGGAAGUUGCUAUAGGUCAUGAGAGUUUAAUGAGGGUAACUAAGGCGCAGGCAGAGUAUCGCAUGCUACAAGAAGUUUCUAUGAUCCAAAACUACGGUACAGAAUAUCACGAGGCAAAGAAUAUGUCUGGCAACACUGUUAGUGUAGGAGUUGGACCAGAAGGCAUUUUCUUGUAUGACCUCAAUAACGAGUUUUUCGAAAAGUUGGAGUACUCCAUGGUGAUGAAAGCUAUCCAUGAUAGAAAUAAGGUUAUACUGGAAGCGUAUAAUGAUGAAGGAGAGACCAAUAAGUAUGAGUUUAAGCUGGUCAGUAGCCGAGCUGCCAAUGCCUUGUAUCGCUGUAUUACAGAAAUGCAUUCCUUUUUCCGCUGUGAUACAGUUCAUGAUGAAGUCAGUCUUCAAGUGAGCCAUGACCUCAAGGGGAUGCUUGCCUCCAUCUUCAGUGAUAAUACUGCUAGUGGCCAAAAUUAUGUAUUUGAUGUGAAACAAACAUGUAAAGAAGUGUAUGAUAGCACUCGAAGAAAACUCCUCAAACAGCAACAGGUUCCUAUGACACCAUCAGUUAGCCAGGAGGAUAUUUCACAGGACGAUAAGGAGAACAGCGAACAACAUCAAGUCCAGAUGCUGAAAGAGAAGUUGGAGACAAUAAAAGACUCAUUUGUGUGUAAAGUGUGUAUGGACAAUGGGAUCUCAACAGUGUUGUGUCCUUGUGGUCACAUGGUGUGUUGUAAUGACUGUGCUGCUCAGCUGGCUGAGUGUCCACUGUGUCGGACUUCUAUACAGACAGUACAAAAUGUGUUCCUGCCAACAGCCUUCUCUGUUAAAACUUAACAAUUAUGCCGGGGGGUUGGGGGGUAGGGUAGGGAGCAGGAAAGGAGAUAUGCUCAUCAACAUACUAUUCAUUAAUGAAGAAAAAUAUUUUUUGUGUGAGAUUGUGACAAAGGCAGUCAUCCUGGCUGUUGGAUGUGAAACUAUUGUGACGGUUGUAUCAUGUCAGACUGACAGGAAAAACAAGACAUUUAUCGGGAUUGUGCAUUUGACUUCACACAGAAACACCAUAAAUCAUCAACAUUGUUUGCCACAUUUUUUCAUUCUCAUGCUUCAUAACCAUAGUGUUAAUAUUGGUCAUCAUUUAGUUUUGUUAACAAGGAUUGAAAAACUUUACGAAAAAUAAUCAAACUUCAAUAAUAUUUUUACAUGUAUAUGAAAUCUUACUCACCAGUAUGAUAGCAAUAAUUAUACAUGAAUUGUCCACAGAUACUUAACACAUUUCAAGUAUGUCUCAUUUGAUUCACAGGAAUACAUGUAAAUACAAAAAUGUAUGUAAAUAUUCUCACAUUCAUAUGUACAUAUGAUAUUUUUAGAUGUCAUUGAGAAAUUUUGUUACAGGUUAAUGUUGCUUUCAUGAAGAAUUUUUCCUUUGUCUGAAUUUGUCCUCCAACAAAGCAAUUUAAACAUAUCAUCCUUACCAUCAACCUGAAAAUUUUGCUAAUAUUGGGAUAGGAAGAAUUUGAUUUAUUUUUUGAUUAAAUUGAUCAGCACCUGAUCAUUAUUCUGUGUUGUCACUACAGUAUCCCCGUUUAGGACUCAACAUAUUGGUGCUGACUUUUAAAUUGACCCAUUGCCCCAACACCACAUAGAAAGACUUGCCCGGUACUUUCAUACAGCAUUUAUCAGACUGUUUAAGUCUGUCAGGCUUUAAUAGUACAGAAUGUUAGGUACGAUAGAUACAACUCUGUGAAAGACUUUCGUCAUAAAUGUUAAAAAAUUAUUUUUGUCGGAGGUUGUCAGAGUUUAUAGUAGUAUAGUUGGGUAUAGUUCCAGUAUUAAUAUUACAGAAAACUGCAGCUUUCUGAUACUUACAAAGCCUACCUCUCUCUCUAAUAAUUAAAACAUUCCCAGAUAUUUUUGAUUUGCAACAGAUUACUCCUGUUUCAAACUGUUUAUAACAAAAAUUCUGAAUGGCAAUUGUUGAAAAUCUUGUUCUUUUGUAAAACACCUGUGAUAUUCAUUUACAAAAUAUACUUCCUUGGUAUGAUGUAAUAAUUUAGUUAUUUUCUCUGUCUAUUUUUCUUUUUUCAAAUUUUGUUCAAAGAAGUGGAAUGAUAUAUUGGAUUAAUUCUACACAGCAAUGUCCAGAGUCAAUCAUCAUUAGAAUGGCAGUACAUUCAUAUAAUGACUAAAGUUACUUUCCAAGCCUCGCCUAUAAAACUUGUGUAAAGUUCUCGGGUAGAAAUAGACACACAUAUUUAGUCUGAUUUUUUCAUCAGUGUAAUAUGUUUUGUGUAAAUUGUUUAUUUUAGAAUGCUGUUAUCCAUAUUCAUAAAAUUUGAAGAAAUCAGAAUUUUGUGCCUUUAACGAAAAUAAUGCAAUAUUUCAUUUUUUUUAAGCAGAGACAAACAAUGAA
Messenger RNA from Ylistrum balloti, 2907 nucleotides. RefSeq names its product E3 ubiquitin-protein ligase MYLIP-like. Gene Ontology annotation, cellular component: cytoskeleton. Gene Ontology annotation, molecular function: ubiquitin-protein transferase activity. Bases 27 to 1331 code for a protein of 434 amino acids. Gene Ontology annotation, biological process: ubiquitin-dependent protein catabolic process. NCBI's taxonomy places the organism in Eukaryota, Metazoa, Mollusca, Bivalvia, Pectinida, Pectinidae. The record is from RefSeq and is a predicted model, not a curated record. The transcript is spliced from 6 exons.